Messenger RNA from Dibothriocephalus latus, 1272 nucleotides. Lineage: Eukaryota; Metazoa; Platyhelminthes; Cestoda; Diphyllobothriidea; Diphyllobothriidae. The record is from the annotation of a GenBank genome assembly.
CAACGCAAGGAAAUAGAAGACGACCAUCACAGAAAGUACCCAGAUAUCGCCGAACGCGAGAGUGCCCGGAAAAGGCGUGAAAAAGAAUGGGAAUCGGAGACUCCAGGUCGAAGCAGUCGUGGCUACCGAGGUGACAGUCGUACUGAUCGCGAUCGCAGCUCCUCUUCAUCCGCCAGGACCACGACCUCCGCAUCCUUUCGCGGCACUCGAACGCCUUCGAAUGCCACUGAACAAACACCGUUUAAUGAGAUUGAUAAAACUGAGCUGGAUGCAGAGGUUGAACGCCUCGACCGAAAUUGGUACCAAAUGGACGAUGGUUAUGAUGAAGCGAACAACCCAUUCGUAGUACAAAUUCAGAAGGACAACCAGGCCUGGGAGCACAAUCGUAUGCUUCGAUCGGGCGUUGUGGAGCGAAUUGAUUUUGACCCAAAUGAUGACUUUGACGAGGAAGGGGAACAACGCAUACACCUGCUCGUUCGUAACAUGAUGCCGCCAUUCUUGGAUGGCAGAAUAAUAUUCACAAAACACCCGGAGCCCGUUUUGCCUGUCAAGGACCCCGACGGUGUGAUGACCAAGGUGGCUGGCAAAGGCAGUGCAAUAGUACGCUAUUUCCGUGAACAAAAGGAACGGAAGCGUGCUCAAAAGAAGGAAUGGGAAUUGGCUGGCACUCGAAUAGGUGAAAUUAUGGGUGUAAAGAAAACGGAUGACACAGAAAAGUGGCACGAAGCUUCUUAUCGUGAGUCACAGACUUUUGCGGAUAAGAUGGGUGAUCAGAAAGCGGAGGCUGUGAGUGACUUCGCCAAACAAAAAAGCAUUAGGGAGCAGCGGCAGUAUCUGCCUAUUUUCGGUGUUCGAUCGGCCCUGCUGCGUCUAGUUAAGGAACACCAGAUUGUGGUGAUUGUCGGUGAGACGGGAAGUGGAAAGACGACACAGCUGACCCAGUAUCUCCACGAGGACGGCUAUACCACUUACGGCAUGGUGGGUUGCACCCAACCGCGACGUGUAGCAGCCAUGUCAGUUGCCCGACGUGUUGCCGAUGAGAUGGGCGUGCCUCUGGGCGACGAAGUGGGCUACGCCAUUCGUUUUGAGGACUGCACGAAUUCCAAGACACUGAUCAAGUAUAUGACUGAUGGUAUACUCCUGCGUGAGUCGCUACGUGAGAGCGACCUUGACCCCUACUCGGCGAUCAUCAUGGAUGAGGCGCACGAACGCUCACUGAACACCGAUGUUCUGUUUGGCCUUCUUCGAGAGGUCUGCAUUUUCACCCUUUGA